This is a messenger RNA of Plodia interpunctella (Indianmeal moth), 1416 nucleotides long. RefSeq names its product Regulatory particle triple-A ATPase 3 (gene Rpt3). Gene Ontology annotation, biological process: proteasome-mediated ubiquitin-dependent protein catabolic process. Bases 126 to 1367 code for a protein of 413 amino acids. Gene Ontology annotation, molecular function: ATP hydrolysis activity; proteasome-activating activity; ATP binding. The transcript has 10 exons. Gene Ontology annotation, cellular component: proteasome regulatory particle, base subcomplex. Lineage: Eukaryota; Metazoa; Arthropoda; Insecta; Lepidoptera; Pyralidae. The record is from RefSeq and is a predicted model, not a curated record.
GUUGAUGAUAAAGCGUAUAUUUUGACAUUUAAUCUGACGUUCCUAAUAAAAUCUCGAACUGAACUCAAAUCGUUCCAAAAAGCUGAUUUUAUUUUUGUAGUUUCUAUAAAGCAAAUAGUAUUAAAAUGGAAGAAAUUGGAAUAAUUCUACCUGAAAAAGAUGACCAGAUCGUGGAUACAAAGACAUUUUCUGGCCCUCAGUCUUUCGAUGAACUCGAAUCUGAAGAUUUAUACACAAAAUACAAGAAACUGCAGCGCAUGCUCGAAUUUUUGGAAGUUCAAGAAGAGUAUAUAAAAGAUGAACAGAGGAACUUGAAGAAAGAGUACCUUCACGCCCAGGAGGAGGUGAAGAGGAUUCAGUCCGUGCCACUGGUCAUCGGCCAGUUCCUAGAAGCUGUUGAUCAAAACACUGGAAUAGUGGGAAGCACAACAGGGUCUAACUACUAUGUCCGCAUCCUGUCGACUAUAGACCGGGAGCUGCUGAAGCCCUCAGCAUCAGUCGCCCUGCACAAACACUCUAAUGCGCUGGUGGAUGUGCUACCUCCAGAAGCAGACAGCUCUAUUUCUAUGCUUCAAGCAGACGAGAAGCCGGACGUGCAGUACUCGGACAUAGGCGGCAUGGACACGCAGAAGCAGGAGAUCCGCGAGGCGGUGGAGCUGCCGCUGACGCACGUGGAGCUGUACCGGCAGAUCGGCAUCGAGCCGCCGCGCGGCGUGCUGAUGUACGGGCCGCCCGGCUGCGGCAAGACCAUGCUGGCCAAGGCCGUGGCGCACCACACCACCGCUGCGUUUAUUCGCGUGGUGGGGUCAGAGUUCGUGCAGAAGUACCUGGGCGAGGGCCCCCGCAUGGUGCGGGACGUGUUCCGCCUCGCCAAGGAGAACAGCCCCGCCAUCAUCUUCAUCGACGAGAUAGAUGCUAUCGCUACCAAGAGAUUCGAUGCCCAGACUGGUGCAGACAGAGAAGUUCAGAGGAUCCUGCUAGAACUCCUCAAUCAAAUGGAUGGCUUCGAUCAGACCACAAACGUUAAGGUGAUAAUGGCCACAAAUCGCGCUGACACUCUGGACCCCGCUCUUCUAAGGCCUGGUCGUUUGGACAGAAAAAUCGAAUUCCCUCUGCCUGACAGACGUCAAAAGCGUCUGAUCUUCUCGACGAUCACGGCGAAGAUGAACCUGUCGGAGGAGGUGGACCUGGAGGAGUUCGUGGCGCGGCCCGACCGCGUGUCCGGCGCCGACAUCAACGCCAUCUGCCAGGAGGCCGGCAUGCACGCCGUGCGCGAGAACAGAUAUAUUGUGCUGCCCAAAGAUUUUGAAAAGGGUUACAAGAAUAAUAUUAAGAAGGACGAAAGUGAAUACGAAUUUUACAAAUAAGUUUUUCUCAUACCUCUAUUUCUGUAUUUAAUAAAAUGUAUUCUAAUUA